Rotaria socialis is the source of this 726-nucleotide messenger RNA. NCBI's taxonomy places the organism in Eukaryota, Metazoa, Rotifera, Eurotatoria, Philodinida, Philodinidae. The record is from the annotation of a GenBank genome assembly.
AUGGAUCUAAAUGAACAAGGUAUCCUUCUUUCUGCUCCGUUACGAGCAUUUAUUGCUGAUGAUUUAAUUGAAUCGUUAAAUCAAUGGAUUCCGUCAACAACAACAACAACAACAACAACAAAUUUAGAUUUAUUCUUAUCUAAAUUGAAAAAUGAAAAUGAAUAUGCACCAUUUGGAGAACAAAUUUUAUCAUGUGAGUUAAAUGGAGAAAAGUCUACGUCAUAUUUAAUAAAUCGUGUUAAUCAAAAUUUUUGUGAUGAUAAAAAUUCAUUGAAUGCUGAAGAUCCAUCAGAUGAAUUUGUUGCAUUACGUGAUCUUGUUGCGUUAGAAUUAUGUCACAAAUAUUUACCUGAUUUCUUUUCAAAAGAAGCAAGUAUUAAAAUGAAUCGCUUAACAAAGGAAAUGAUUGAUAAAGCACCAGAUAUUUCUAAAUUAACAAAACAAGAAACACGACGUGUUCAUGUAAUGUGUUUUUAUCAAGCAAUCAAUGAAAAUGAUGAAAAAAAAAUGAAACGUUUUCGUUUACUUGUCAAACAACGUCUUUUUGAACCACUACAAUUUGAUAAACGUCGUCGUCUUCGAUCGGCAGAUCCAGCACUAGAAGCAUUGGCAACAGAUCCAGAAAAACGGAAAAAAUAUUCAGCUACUCAAUAUGAAUAUGUUCUCGAACAUUAUGAAAAUAUUCUUCGAGCAUUUGACAAAUAUCAAGAUAGAUUAUAUAACUGA